Messenger RNA from Leptinotarsa decemlineata (Colorado potato beetle), 1269 nucleotides. Its product is annotated as capon-like protein. Gene Ontology annotation, molecular function: nitric-oxide synthase binding. Lineage: Eukaryota; Metazoa; Arthropoda; Insecta; Coleoptera; Chrysomelidae. The record is from RefSeq and is a predicted model, not a curated record.
UUCGACGAAUGAACAAAACAUUUUUUUUUAAAUAUUGAAACUUCUAAAUAUAUAUUGUUUUUUUUCAACAGCAGUCUCAUCAAGCAGUGGGCGAAAACUACCUCUCCGAUAUAUCUGAACCAGUAUAUACAAAUAACACCUCUGCAUCUCAAUCUUACGGAAUGCACUCACAGGGACUAAUCGAAAACAGAGGAGCCUCAUCAUGUCUGCCACCCUCACCUCUCAGAAGUACAUUCAACCCGGGUGGAAGCAUGUUCAAUUUUACAUAUCCCGAAAUUACCUCGUUUGAAUCUCAAUUGUUGCAAAGAUUACAAGCUUCAAGCGGCUACCCGCCAUCCCCUUAUCAGUAUCUCUACUCACAAUCGCUGCCGUUUUUAUCACCGAAUGUAUAUAACCAACCGCUCUUGAACAAUAAUUACACUUUACAACCGCCUCCGCAAAAGAAAAUUCCGCCAUCGCCUUUGUUGAUGCGAAAUUCUUUUUGCGGGAGUACAGAGGCGGAGAAGCGAUUGAGCACAUCUAGAAACAGUGAGCCUAGACAGUUAUCAAACUUCAACGCUUUCCAACAUAGCCCACCUGUCCAGUAUAAUGCCAACCAGAAUGAGGCAUCUGCACAGAAUCAGUCCCAGCAUAUACAAUACCAGUUACAAGAUCGGAUGAAUUCGGACUCUAAAAUUCAGAAUUAUGGACAACAAAACCACCAACGAUUGCAAGUGCAGCGGCAGACGAGAGAAUCCUCACCACUUUCUCAUCCUCCCUCUAAAAAUGAACAGAAAGGUACUAACUUCAUCAAACCUCUAGCCCAAGUUGGUACGCUUACUACGACGGAUUCAGAAGGUAGAGUUAGAGUGAUAGUGCCUGUUCCUUCGGAUUCCACAGAAGACGUUAGUGACAUUUUUACGAAUUUGAGAUUAACUGACACCCUGAAGCCUAUGAACGGACCUGGGAUUACUAGAACUACUAGUGAAAAAGUGCCAAAUCGAAGCGAACUUAUGUCUCAAGUACAACGGACAAACUGGGCUAGACAUACAACCAAAUGAUGGACCGCUAAAGUCAAAGUGUUUAUAGUGCUUGAGUUGAACAUCCAUUCCACUGGUAGUCUUCGCCGACAACUACCGUAGGUACCAGUUUUUGCCCCCCCAUAGACAAAUGAUUGACAUAUUCCAAUAAAAUAGGAUGAAAAGUUGGAGUAGUAAUAUAUAGAUAUAUUAUCUUAGGAUUAUUUAAAAAACUUUGUACAGGUAAAUCAGAAAUGUAUUCCUUCUUAUA